CCAAAAACAAGCGUAUGCUUACAGUGGUCGCUGACAAUUGUCAAACAGUUUUGAGUUUCAUUCUCAUAGAAAACUCAAAAAAAAAUAGCAAUUUGCAGUUUAUUUUGUAAACAAUGGCUGAUCCACUUAGUUUAUUACGGCAAUAUAAUAUAAAAAAGCGUGAAAUUAUCGAACGCGAAGGACAAAUUAUAUUUGGUGAAUUUUCGUGGCCGAAAAAUGUGAAAACCAACUAUCUAAAAUACGGUUCGGGCAAAAAAGGAGCACCACCAGAAUAUUAUACAUUGGAAUGCUUGUUGUACUUGUUGAAAAAUGUAUUGCUUCAGCAUUCGGUGUAUGUGCGUCAGUGCGCUGCCGAAGAUAUUCCAGCGGUAAAUCGUCCCGAUCGUAAAGAGCUAUUGGCUUAUCUGAAUGGUGAUACAGCGACGUGUGCUAGCAUUGACAAAAGUGCACCGUUGGAAAUUCCAACACAAGUGAAGCGUCCACUUGAAGGCGAUGGUUUGGAAAAUAUUGCCAAAAAAGCGCGCUAUGAAGAUACACAAGUGCAAAAAGUGCGUGAACAGUUGGCGGCACGUUUGGAACAAACCACAAAAGAGGUGGCUGUCAAUCUUGACAACAUCAAAUCGCUGUCAGAGGCGAUGUCAGUGGAAAAAAUUGCGGCCAUCAAAGCCAAACGUUUAGCUAACAAACGUACCACAAUCAAGCGAAACGAUAAUGACGAUGCGAUGGGCACCGAUCUUCGUGCCAUUCUUGAUUUUGAUGUCGAUUCCACAAAAGAUAUCAUCAGUCGAGAGCGUCAAUGGCGUACACGAACCACAAUUUUACAAAGUACCGGGAAAAUGUUUGCAAAGAACAUUUUCGCCAUUUUGCAAGGCAUCAAAAAUCGCGAAGAAGGACGAUCGCGACCGAUGCAGCCACAGAAUCGUUUACCUGAACCGGCACGUAUCAUUCGGCCAACACCACAGCCUGCACAGUACAAUCGGUACGAUCAGGAACGUUUCAAUCGGCAAAAAGAGGAGACGGAAGGUUUCAAAAUCGAUACUAUGGGCACAUAUCAUGGUAUGUCGCUGAAAUCGGUGACAGAUGGUUCGGCGAUGCAGAAAAAACAACAGAUCGCAAUGAUGCCACCCGGUCGACCGAAAGACAUCAAUCCGGUGCACCAAGGAAUGAAUGCACCACAGCAAGGCAACAAACGACCGUCACGUACACCAAUCAUUAUUAUACCCGCUACAAAUACUAGUUUAAUCAGCAUGUACAAUGCAAAAGAUAUUCUGCAAGACCUUCGAUUCGUUACGACGGACGAAAAGAAAAAGCAAGGUGGCAUUCGUGAAAAUGAAAUUCUACUGCAACGUCGCAAAGAUGGAAAUGUUACGGUGCCAUAUCGUGUCAUUGACAAUCCGUCGAGGUUGUCGCCACAAGAUUGGCAUCGUGUUGUUGCUGUGUUUGUCAUGGGACCCGCAUGGCAAUUCAAAGGUUGGCCUUGGAAUGGAAAUCCCGUCGAAAUUUUCGCACAAAUUUGCGCGUUUCACUUGCGAUUCGACGAAAUGAAAUUGGACGCGAAUGUUGCACGUUGGGCUGUCACAGUAUUGAAUCUGUCACGAACCAAACGGCAUUUGGACCGAGCUGCACUAAUGACAUUCUGGGAACGCUUGGAUAGUUACAUGUUGAAAAACAAACCCGAUCUUCGAUACUAAAUCCAUUUCAUGUUCAACAAUAGAAAACACAGCAAAAAAAAUUAUCCUUACGACUUCUACUUAUUUGACAAUUUGAAUUGUAUUCAUGUAGCAUAUAGCUUCUGUUCUCUCCCGAAAAACAUUAAAAAUUGAAAUUCCAUUGCAAUUGAAAUCGAUUGAAAUGUUCUCUCUGUACACAACAUUUCAAUGACAACCCUUAAUUGAUUUCUAAGACGACCAAACUACAUAGGAAUGCAUCUAAUAAAUAAUUAUGUAAUAAUUAAAAA
This is a messenger RNA of Sitodiplosis mosellana (orange wheat blossom midge), 1957 nucleotides long. RefSeq names its product parafibromin (gene hyx). The record is from RefSeq and is a predicted model, not a curated record. NCBI's taxonomy places the organism in Eukaryota, Metazoa, Arthropoda, Insecta, Diptera, Cecidomyiidae. Gene Ontology annotation, molecular function: RNA polymerase II complex binding. The coding region runs from base 114 to 1691 and encodes 525 amino acids. The transcript has 4 exons. Gene Ontology annotation, biological process: transcription elongation by RNA polymerase II; positive regulation of transcription elongation by RNA polymerase II. Gene Ontology annotation, cellular component: Cdc73/Paf1 complex.